GCUUCCAAACUUUGAUCACCUCUCCUGUGACGGGCUUAAAUAUUCUGACCAACAACUAUCUGCCUAUGGCUCUCUCUACACUUGAAAGUUAACAUAUAUUUUUUCACAGCUCCAACCCAUGAAUCUUAUUACUGUGUACAACUUGAUUAUGAGUGUUAACUAAGGAAACCUUAACCUAAAAUUUGCAGCUGACACAGACCAUCCUUUACAUCUUUGCAAACCUUCUCAACCACUUCAUAAAUGAGAUUCCAACAAGCUUUAUAUAUCUCACCCAUGUGGCAACAUAAUCUAAAAACACGAUAAGAUCCUACCUAUCUUUCAUCUUCUUCUUCUUCUUCUUCUUCUUUUGGUAAGCUCACAUCCCCAAAAUCUGAAAAUUCCACCAAAAAUCGCCCAUGACUCUUUAUUUUGCAUCUAUAAACUCAUCCAACUAAAUUAAUUUUCGCUUCUCUCUUGCCACAUAUAUAAGUACGUGUUACAUCCUGAAACUACACAAACAUCACAAGAUUAUCAUGGGUACCCUCUACGAGAAACCCCAUUCUGAUCUUCCCCAAGACCUCAAGAUCAGUAUCCAGGAUAGUUUUCUGCUUUUUCCAUCCCAACAAACUCAGAGAAAGUCCAUCUUCUUAUCAAAUAUAGACCAAGUGCUCAACUUCGACGUCCAGACGCUUCAUUUUUUUCCAUGCCAUAAAGAUUUUCCCCCUCAUGUUGUGGCCGACAAACUAAAAAAUUCUCUUGAAAAAUUACUUGUCACAUAUGAUUUCUUGGCUGGAAGACUCGAGAUGAACCCUGAAACGGGUCGUUUAGAGAUUGAUUGUAAUGGCGGUGGAGCUGGGUUUGCGGUGGCGUCUAGUGAGUGCAGCCUGGACGAGGUUGGAGACUUGGUUUAUCCAAAUCCUGCUUUUGGGAAACUCAUCCUCAAUACUAUGGAUAUCUUGGACAAAGAUGAUCAACCGCUAUGCAUUUUUCAGGUGACAUCGUUUAGUUGUGGAGGCUUUGCAAUCGGCACAUCAACAAACCAUGUCACAUUUGAUGGAAUAAGCUUCAAAACCUUCUUGGAGAACUUGGCCGCCGUAGCUGCCGGCAAACCAUUAGCCAUCAUCCCAUGCAUGGACCGUGAGCUCCUAGCCGCUCGAUCUCCACCACGCGUCACCUUCCCCCACCCAGAGCUGCUCAAACUAAACACUCCCCUAGGCCAAGCAGAACCAAAUGCUCCGGUCUUCGACCUCUCCAAAGAAGAACUAGACUUCAAUAUUUUCAAGCUAACCUCAACUGACAUCUCCCAUCUGAAAGAGAAAGCCAAGAGCACCCAUAAUACCCGCGUUUCAGGCUUCAACGUGGUGACCGCUCACAUUUGGAGGUGCAAGGCGUUGUCAUAUGAAGAAAUAGGGCAAGCUAUGGAGAGGGUGUCGACGAUUCUGUAUGCUGUGAAUAUCAGGCCAAGAUUGGCACCUCCAUUACCAGCUGCAUACGCAGGAAAUGCAGUUUUAACAGCAUAUGCAAGUGCAAAGUGCAAGGAACUUGAAGAAGGACCAAUAUCAAGAUUGGUGGAGAUGGUAGGAGAAGGGGCAAAGAGAAUGAGCGAUGAGUAUGCAAGAUCUGUCAUAGAUUGGGGUGAGAUAAACAGAGGAUUCCCACAUGGGGAGUUUUUGAUAUCAUCAUGGUGGAAGUUAGGGUUUGAAGAAGUGGAGUAUCCAUGGGGUUGCCCAAGGUAUAGCUGCCCGCUGGUGUACCACAGGAAAGACAUUAUCUUGUUGUUUCCAGACAUAGUUGACAAGAAUGGUGUGAAUGUCUUGGUGGCCCUCCCAAGCAAGCAGAUGGAGAAGUUUGAAAUCCUCUUCCGCAAAUUCUUAUCCCUUUAAAAACUAAACUCAGAGAUCUCUUUGUGCUAUGUUGUUUGUGACAUCCUAGUUUCAUAAGAUAAGUUGUCACUAAUAAUAUACAUGCAUGUAUAAUUAAUUAAAAUUAAUAUGCAAGAGCGUAAGAUAAUUUGUCACUAAUAGAUGAAGAUGAAUUAAGAAAAGUAGUGAAAAAUGCCUAACAACACAGAAGGCAGAAUUCAGACAGGGAGUCCAUAGACGGUUCUUGUCAUUUAGUUUGCAUAUGAGAAAAAAUGUAAAAAACACCAAGCUAAGUUAAACCAGCAAGGUAUACGAUAAGAAUGACUAAUCAUGUUCAUAAACUCUCUAGCUGAUUUUAUAGCAAAGUAGGAUAUAAGCAAACAUGAAAAUUUUAUAAUUUUAUAUUUGAAUCAUCUGGUUCUCUAUCAGUUUUUACUA
Messenger RNA from Manihot esculenta (cassava), 2279 nucleotides. RefSeq names its product fatty alcohol:caffeoyl-CoA acyltransferase. The record is from RefSeq and is a predicted model, not a curated record. NCBI's taxonomy places the organism in Eukaryota, Viridiplantae, Streptophyta, Magnoliopsida, Malpighiales, Euphorbiaceae. The transcript has 2 exons. Bases 513 to 1862 code for a protein of 449 amino acids. Gene Ontology annotation, molecular function: acyltransferase activity, transferring groups other than amino-acyl groups.